Messenger RNA from Onychomys torridus (southern grasshopper mouse), 729 nucleotides. RefSeq names its product dynein light chain Tctex-type 2 (gene Dynlt2). Bases 95 to 673 code for a protein of 192 amino acids. The transcript has 4 exons. Gene Ontology annotation, cellular component: cytoplasmic dynein complex; cytoplasm. Gene Ontology annotation, biological process: microtubule-based movement. Gene Ontology annotation, molecular function: dynein intermediate chain binding. The record is from RefSeq and is a predicted model, not a curated record. NCBI's taxonomy places the organism in Eukaryota, Metazoa, Chordata, Mammalia, Rodentia, Cricetidae.
GCGAGCCGACUCGGUCUCCCCGGCGUCGCGGCCCGGGGCGUUGAGCCGGUGGACAGCGGCGGGAGGCGCGGCGUCUUGGCGAAAACGCGUCAAAAUGGAUCGGCGAAGCCGCGUCACCAAGUCUGGCCAAGCGCCGCAUCACUCCCCGGUGGCGCCUAGGAGAGAAAGGAGGCCUAGCAUGUUCGAGAAGGAGGCAUAUGCACAGAUCUUAAGAGAAAGAUUGAGAGAAUCUUUUCAUGAUGUUCAGUAUGUGGAACCUCCAUUUGACGAUUCAAUUGCUGAUAUAGGCAAAGAAUGGAAGAGUGCCCUGGCAAAAUUAAAGUUUGCUAAUUCAUAUAGAAUGGAGCCAUUGAAGAAAUUCCAAAUACAUCCAGUAGAAACUAAAAUCCAGCAGAUAUUAAAGGACAGUCUUAAAGAUCUCAAAUAUGAUGAAAAAGCCUUCUCUCAUCUAUCACUUGACUUGGCAGAUCGAGUAUUGGCAGCAGUCAAAGAAUUGGGGUACUACCGUUAUAAAUUCAUUAUAAAAGUAUUAUUUAUUCAAAAGACUGGUCAAGCAAUAAAUAUUGCCAGCAGAUGGAUCUGGGAUGUGGCAUGGGACAGCUGGGUACAAGCUAAACAUGAAACAGAGUCCUACGUGGCAUUGGUUUUGGUAUUUGCUCUCUAUUGUGAAUAGCUCAGGACUAAAACAGUUUCAUACACAUCCUUUUAAAAAUAAAUCACAUGUACAGA